UUCAUUCAUUUUCAGUACACAUAUUAAAUAAAUCAUCAUUUAAAACUGAUUUUCUACCACUUCCUACAAUUCAAACCCUUCCGCCACCGUUUGUCUGCCUUGUUUAAUGAAAUAAAUCAGGGUUGAAGGCUCCACGCAGGAUUUCACGUCAUUAAAUCAAUGUCUGAGGCGCAAACUACCAAACAAGUCAGCAGAUUCUGAGCGGAGUUUGAACUUUGUCAGACAGCAGAGCACAGCAAAUAGUAAACAGACAGAAAGUAGAAGUGUUUUCAUAGUAAUUUGGAGCAAACAGGAUGAGUGACUGGAAGACGCGUGCGAGCCCAGUGGGUUCUGAUAUAAAUAGAAUUGGAGUUCUGCUGCUUUUGGCCCCUCUGACCAACACGAGCAGUUUGGGACCAACAGGAUUUGUUCAUUACGCGUGAAUUAGGUGACAGAAACACGCAGUGACGCCAUGCACUGCGUUAUGUUGUUAUUAAAUUAGAAUAAAGUGGAACUGUUUUGGCUCCAGCAGCAGAGUUCAGCAGCGUGGCAGCGGAAUUGAGAGGAAAAAAGUUUUCCAGUCGCUAAUUGAGGAAGAAAACGUUUCAUUCAGCAAGCUUGUUCUUAAAGCGGGAUGUGUGCGCGCGCAGUUCGCGUGCGCACCGGGGUCUGGCGCCGCAGCUCAGCUGGCGCAGCGUGCCACAGAAAAAUCCCUGUUUCAUUCCUUUAGCUCUUACAGCCAGACUAGUCUAGACUGGUAUUAAUAAAUUAAUUAACACAUAAAUAAACUCCAUCAGGUUUAAUCUGAGCUGCAAUAUUCUCACAUUUCCUUUUCUCUUAUUGGCUCUUGAACAUGUGGAAAACUAAUAAUCCAGUCAGUAUUUUAUCCUGAAAAUCAUUAUUAGCUAGAACUUUUAAGACAUUUUUAAAAAUCAAUCCAAGAAAUAAAAAAAUGCACAAUUUUCCUAAUUGAACCUCCUGUUUGAGUGGAUUUUAAACAGAGAUGUUUUUGAUUUGAAGCUGUUUUCAUGUUUGUUAUUUCCCCUCCAUCAGCAGCAGAGACCGAGCUGCUGCUGCUGCAGCUCCCUGGCAGGUUUCAAGUGUUUUCCUAGUAAGGGUCCAUUAUCCCUGGUCAGACUGAGCGCCGUCCAUUGACAAACAGCAGACAGCAACAGCCCUGCUCCUUAUUCAUGAGAGCCUGGACAAUGUGAGACAGACAGAGGGACAGUUAGCAGGACAUCUGGUUGAGAAUACAGCUCACAGUCAAAACAGCCGCUCUCUCUGGAGCUAUUUGUCCGGACAAUUGUUUGUGUUUUUGCCAUCUGGUUUAAAAGUGAACAGAAAGGAUCCAGGUUUAGAGGCUCUGUGGGUUCCUGAGGUUUCCAAUGCCAGGGAUCGGUGUGUGAGGCGCUUUCCAGGCUACCAGCUGGUACUUUAGAAGCUUUUAACCAGAAAGACACACACAUCACAACCAGAAGAUGGUGAAAGUCUGCAUGUUCUGUGUUAUCCUGCUCUGUUUGGUGGACAGAGUCACAGCCAGAGCCAUUGAUCAGAUAAAAGCUAAAGAUCUCCGUUUGUCCAGGCCUCUUAUUGUGCCCGGUUACCCGGAAAACACCACGGGCAUGGUGGGUGGUCAGGCAUCAUUGGUGUGUAAGGUGCACAGGCCUGCCUCCACCAAGGUGCAGUGGCUGAAGAGGAACGACUCUAGUAACCCAGAGCGAAGCCAGGGAGGAUCGCCUCACAUCAGGGCCCUAACACCCCUUCAAAGUAAUGGGUCAAAGGUGAACACACUCCAUCUGUCCAAUAUCAGUGAGGAGGAUGCAGGCGAGUACAUCUGCAUGGCUGAGAGCACUCACGCUGGACAGACGGUUCAGGCCAUGCAGUCGGCGUGGCUACAAGUCCUUCCUGGUAUCGUCAUUUCUCAAACCGUAAAAAUGACAGCAGCUGAAAUCCCAUCAGAAGUUCUUGACGAUCUCGGCGAGGACACCACGGAGCACCUUCUGCUGGAGCCGGGAAACGUUCUGAAGCUGCGCUGCGACUUGAAGACGCGACCUGGCAUGGCAAUGAACUGGUACAGGGACGGGGUGCGGCUUCUGCCAACAACCCGUAUCCAGAUGCGAGGAGCCACCAUGGAGAUCACAGACGUGACCUACGAUGACUCAGGAGUUUACGUUUGUGUUCUUAGAGGCACCAAAAAUCCAGUGAGGAAUUUUACCAUCACUGUGGCGGACACUUUAGGGUCAGGAGACGAUGAUGAGGACGAUGGCUUAGAGGAUUCAUCCGCUGAGAUUGAAAAUGACCAAGUUUACAUCUCCAGAGGUCCCUACUGGACCCACACCCAGCGAAUGGAGAAGAAGUUGUACGCCGUGCCUGCAGGAAACACAGUGAAGUUCCGCUGCCCAGCCAUGGGCAGUCCAAUCCCAACCAUCCACUGGCUCAAAAACGGACGUGAAUUCAGAGGAGAGCACCGCAUCGGGGGCAUUAAGCUGAGGCACCAGCACUGGAGCCUGGUGAUGGAGAGUGUCGUGCCCUCAGACAGAGGAAACUACACCUGCGUGGUGGAGAACAAAUAUGGAUCUAUUGCUCACAGCUACGUUCUUGAUGUCUUGGAGCGCUCCCCCCACAGGCCCAUUCUGCAGGCUGGCUUACCUGCCAACACCACAGCAGUUGUAGGCAACGACGUCCAGUUCCACUGCAAGGUCUACAGCGACGCCCAGCCUCACAUUCAGUGGCUCAAGCACAUAGAGAGGAACGGCAGUCGCUACGGCCCCGAUGGGACUCCCUACGUUCAGGUCCUUAAGACCGGCAGCCUGAACAUGUCUGAGGUGGAGGUGCUCUACUUGUCCAAGGUUACCAUGGAGGAUGCAGGAGAGUACACCUGCCUGGCGGGUAAUUCAAUCGGGUUUGCCCACCAGUCGGCCUGGCUCACCGUCCUCUCAGAGGAAGAAGCAGCCGAAUCCAUGGAGACCAUGGAGACCAAGUACACUGACAUCAUCAUCUACGCCUGCGGAUUUGUGGCUUUGAUCAUGGCCAUCGUUAUCGUGGUGUUGUGUCGGAUGCAGGUCCAUCCUAGGACAGAGCCUUUUGAUGCCCUUCCUGUCCAGAAGCUGUCCAAGUUUCCUCUUCGUAGACAGUAUUCAGUGGAGUCCAACUCAUCAGGAAAGUCCAGCGCGUCUCUGAUGAGGGUGGCUCGCCUCUCGUCCGGCUGUUCGCCCAUGCUGGCCGGAGUUAUGGAGUUUGAGCUGCCUUAUGAUCCAGACUGGGAAUUCCCAAGAGACAAUUUAACGCUGGGAAAACCUCUAGGAGAAGGCUGCUUCGGUCAGGUGGUCCGAGCUGAAGCUUUUGGCAUCAACAAGGACGGCUCGGAGCAGUCCACCACAGUGGCCGUCAAGAUGCUCAAAGAUGAUGCCACAGACAAGGAUCUAGCAGAUUUGAUUUCGGAAAUGGAGCUGAUGAAAGUGAUGGACAAGCACAAGAACAUCAUCAAUCUACUGGGGGUUUGCACACAGGAUGGCCCUCUGUAUGUGCUGGUGGAGUAUGCCUCUAAAGGCAGUCUGAGGGAGUACCUGCGGGCCAGGCGACCUCCAGGCAUGGAUUACACCUUUGAUGUGACAAAGGUGCCUGAGGAGCAGCUCACCUUCAAAGAUCUGCUGUCUUGUGCAUACCAGGUGGCCCGAGGGAUGGAGUACCUGGCUUCUAAAAGGUGCAUCCACAGAGAUUUGGCAGCCAGGAACGUUCUGGUGACAGAAGACAACGUGAUGAAGAUCGCGGACUUCGGCCUGGCCAGAGGAGUACACCAGAUUGACUACUACAAGAAAACCACCAACGGACGGCUGCCGGUGAAAUGGAUGGCACCAGAAGCUUUGUUUGACAGAGUGUACACACACCAAAGUGACGUGUGGUCGUUUGGGGUCCUGAUGUGGGAGAUUUUCACCUUGGGAGGCUCGCCGUACCCCGGCAUCCCUGUGGAGGAGCUUUUUAAGCUGCUGAAGGAGGGACAUCGCAUGGAUAAACCCUCAAACUGCACACAUGAACUCUACAUGAUGAUGCGUGAAUGCUGGCAUGCAGUUCCCACCCAGAGACCAAUUUUCAAGCAGCUGGUGGAGGAGCUGGACAAAGCGCUGCUGUCCAUCUCUGAUGAGUAUUUGGACCUGUCAACGCCUUUCGAACAGUACUCCCCAUCGUGUGAGGACACGUCCAGCUCCUGCUCGUCUGACAACGACUCUGUUUUUACCCACGAUGCCUUGUCCACUGACCCCUGCCUUCUGGCCUACCAGGACGUACGCUCUCGGUUAGACACCAAAACGGCUCUCAGAUAGACUCCUGAACACGUGCACAAAACACUAAAGAGACAACUGCUACAGCUGCAUUUCUACAGUUUUUAAGCCCUUACAUAUGAGAAGACAUUUAUAGACAUGGAGACAGAUGAACACGUGCACGUGGAGCACUGAGGCCAGCAGGUUUUGUUGUAACGUGGAGGUUUGAGGGUGAAAGGAAGAGGAAAGUGGACUUUCAGCUGUGGCGCUGUGCAAGAAGUGGCAUAGAAAUCAGAAGACGCACUGCUUCUCCUAAACGCCUACGUCUUUUCUAAAGCAGCGGCGGACUACUUUCAUCAGCCACAAACCUAAAACCAAGGUGUAAAACCCUCAGACAUGAAGACAUUUUUACAAAAAGAUCUAUUUUGCUAUGAUAUGAAAUUGAUUGUUGAUAUAAAUAUCUAUAUAUAUUUUACUUUUCGUUGCUUAUUUAAAAAGAAAACAGUCUUAAAUCUCAGGAUCUCUCAUGCUAAGAAGUGGCUGUGGGGGCAGCAAAGGGCCUGAACCGACGAGUUCCUGUGAAGAUAUUAGAAAUUUAAAUAUUCUAUGUACAUAUCGAUGACACGAAGACCAGCUGCCUUUUAUAGAUUUUUCUGAAUGAUAAGAAAAUGAAGGUAUUGGAGGCGAGAGGAGAGGAGAAUUUAAUCUCAAAGUGCCAAACUUGUCGCAGUAAUCAAACAGUAUUUUCUUUUUUUUUUUAUAUCCCACAAGGUUGGAGCCACUCCAAAAUCACAAACUCACAGCAGAUGAUGGUAUUUUUUAUUGUUUUUUUGCACAAGCAACUUCUCUAAACAGUCUGCACAAAUAAAAGCCCCAUUUUGAGCCAUAAAACACAAAGUUUCCAUCAGUAAUCCGAGCUGGAAACGCAUUCACUUUUUAAAUUUGGGAAUUCUUGGAAUGAAACCCUUAAUUAUUAUUUUUUCACACUGCAGAGGACUGAAGCGCCACACUGAGCCUGGUUGUUGUUUUUGUUGGUGGAUGGAUUCAGUUUUCCUGGAUUUACUUUUUACGUAAAAAACUAAACAAAAAACAAGUUUUUUAAUGACUCCCAAAACUCCGAGGCAGACUCGUUUAACUUGUAAACAAACGCAUAAACUUCCAGACGACACGACGCGGGACUCCUUUUGUGGCGUUUGCUCUGCGAUGAAGGCUUUUCCAGGGUGGGACGGACAGUUCACGAGGACUCUGAGGGGAUGUGGCCCACUGUCACUGCUGAAGGAGGGUGUGUGUGUUGGGGGGUCAAAGCCUGUGUGAUUGAUUUCAAAUAGAGAAGGGGGGGGAGGGACCCUCUAUUGUCUGACUGUGACCCUUCACCCAGCUCAAUCUGGUGGCGAGGGGACCUCAGGUCCGCAGCCCGGCCGGACAAUGACAACCAGAGGGAGUUCUGGGGGGUUAGUUUGAGCUUGUGUGCAAAUGAAGAGGCUCUUAUUAUGCUAAUGUCUCCUCUUCUCUCCCCAAAGGUCCCCUAUCUUUAUCCCCAAAGCCUCCUUCUUUUAAAUUACAAAUCUUAAUUCAGAUGGGCCACUCCAACCCUAACCACCAGCGUCAGAUGGGGUCAGCCCUUCUUCUGAAGUUACUGCAGACAAAACUAUCAAACACGAAGUACAGCUGUGUGAGUUUGUGAGGCACCUCCAGCAGAGGGGCCGGUUCCGGGCUCCAAAACACAAACAGGAUGUUUUUGUGUCUUCCCGUAACGUUUCCGUCAGCAGCGUGACGGGUGAUUUUAUUCCAAAAUGUCUCCAAUCCACCGUGUUUGUUUCUCUUUCUGUUUUCAUCCAUUCUCUUUGGAACGUCUCGUCCAUUUUCACCGACAAAUCCAGUUUUCUUUCCUACAUUCCACUUCCAGCUGUAUUUUCUAACAAUCAUGUUCUUAAACAUGUCAAGAAGAAAAAUUAUUUUAGAAAAAUAUCUAAUUUAUUUGUUUAUUGUUUUGUUUUUAUAUUAAAUAAAGUAUAAUUUAAAAUAAA
Messenger RNA from Nothobranchius furzeri (turquoise killifish), 6262 nucleotides. The record is from RefSeq and is a predicted model, not a curated record. NCBI's taxonomy places the organism in Eukaryota, Metazoa, Chordata, Actinopteri, Cyprinodontiformes, Nothobranchiidae.